This is a messenger RNA of Balaenoptera ricei (Rice's whale), 1018 nucleotides long. It is a transcript of the gene PPIB, whose product is annotated as peptidylprolyl isomerase B. Bases 144 to 794 code for a protein of 216 amino acids. The transcript has 5 exons. Gene Ontology annotation, biological process: protein folding; protein peptidyl-prolyl isomerization. Gene Ontology annotation, cellular component: intracellular membrane-bounded organelle. Lineage: Eukaryota; Metazoa; Chordata; Mammalia; Artiodactyla; Balaenopteridae. Gene Ontology annotation, molecular function: peptidyl-prolyl cis-trans isomerase activity. The record is from RefSeq and is a predicted model, not a curated record.
AAUGGGGCCUGCCUCCCCCUAGGAGGCCUCCAGGAGCCCCGGUUCCCCCCGGCUGCACUCGGUGGAGGCGCCGGGCCCACGUCGCCGCGCCCCCACCCUCUUCCAGCGUCCGCAGCCCGGGCCGCGCUAGCUUCGCCCGGUGGAUGCUGCGCCUCUCGGAGCGGAACAUGAAGGUGCUCUUCGUCGCCGCCCUCAUCGUGGGCUCCGUCCUCUUCCUGCUGCUGCCUGGACCUUCUGCUGCAGAUGAGAAGAAGAAGGGGCCCAAAGUCACUGCUAAGGUGUACUUUGACUUGCGAAUUGGAGAUGAAGAUAUAGGUCGGGUGGUCAUCGGUCUGUUUGGAAAAACUGUUCCAAAAACUGUGGAUAAUUUUGUGGCCUUGGCUACAGGAGAGAAAGGAUUUGGCUACAAAGACAGCAAAUUCCAUCGUGUGAUCAAGGACUUCAUGAUCCAGGGUGGAGACUUCACUCGGGGAGAUGGCACUGGAGGGAAGAGCAUCUACGGCGAACGCUUCCCUGAUGAGAACUUCAAGCUGAAACACUAUGGCCCCGGCUGGGUAAGCAUGGCCAACGCAGGCAAAGACACCAACGGCUCCCAGUUCUUCAUCACGACGGUCAAGACAGCCUGGUUAGAUGGCAAGCAUGUCGUGUUCGGCAAAGUUCUAGAGGGCAUGGAUGUAGUGCGUAAGGUGGAGAGCACCAAGACAGACGGUCGGGACAGGCCUCUGAAGGACGUGACGAUCGCAGACUGUGGCAAGAUCGAAGUGGAGAAGCCCUUCGCCAUCGCCAAGGAGUAGGGCCCCAGGGACCUCUUCUCUUUGAGCGACUGUCUGUGUGGCCCUGUUGCCCUCCCGGGGGUGAAGACAGCCCGCCACAGGGCUCCAUGCUGCACUGGCCCUAGUGCUGGCGUCUGAUGGAGUGGACCCCUCCCCUCACAUUCCGCGGGCCCGCGGGCCCAGUUUUGUAACAAACUCCUACCAACACUGACCGAUUAAAAAAAAGGUGUUUUUUUUUUUUAUAA